UAAACACUCCGUAAAAAUACGGGGACAAGCGAUACAUUUGCACAGAGGAUCUCAACACUGACAGUGCGUGUCUUUACAGGAAACAUAAUACUCGUAAUAUGGAGGACCAAUCGACCACAGAGAUGAGUAAAGAAGAUCAGUUCGAAGAAAAAUGUAAAGCAAUCUUUCAAAUGUUUGACAUUGACGGGGAUGGUCAGCUAACAGAGGAGGAGAUAAUGAAAGGAUAUCAUAUGUUUGAUAUGAAUCCGACGGAGGAAGAUAUAAAACAGACAAUGAAAGACCUCGAUAUCGAUGAAUCAGGAACAAUCGAUUAUGACGAGUUUAAGAGUUUAAUGUGGAAAAUUGACCAGGACGAGGAACGGGACAACGUGGCUCAGGCAUUCCGCAAAUUCGAUCGGCGCCGGAGAGGCUACCUUGACAAGAGGCAAUUUAGUUCCGUACUUAACGCCGCCAUUAAAGGCGAAUCAGGUGAAAAAUUCAGUAAAGAGGACGUCGACAAGUUCUUCAAAGUUGUGGACACCGAUAAUAACGGCAAGAUUGAUCUAGAAGAGUUUAUAACCGCUUUCACUGGAGAGGUUGACAUAUUCGCCAGUAUACGAAAACCAGAAUAUGAAGUAAAAGCUGAAGCGGAGGAACAGAAGCAAGAAACCUAGAUAACAAGUGAAGACGGUUUCUAGUGUUGAACAAAUGGAUAGACUGGGCUUAUCAGCGGUAACAUAUUAUACGUAUGCGUUUGUUAUACCGUAAACACCAAGGGUAUGUUGGUUAAUACCAAGCCAGGGACAAUAGAACUGUGGUGUAAGCCUGGAUAUACGAUCAAACAACGUAGAAAAAAAGAUAUUUUUCAUUCUUCGUAAUUGCUUGCUUUAAAAGUGGAGAUUUUCGCAGGUGGAAAUGUUGGAAUGCUUUGCGACUCUUGAAACUGCAAAAAGUAAAUAUAAUCAUCAAGUCUAUAGUUCAGUCUGGAUCUAUGUAAUACAGAUAUCACGUCCGUGAAAAACGUUUCUGGAAUGGUGUGGGAUAGAUGAAUUAAAGCUAUCUUCACUGUAUAAAGCUAUAUUUUUACGGUUCUCUCGUUUCUCUUUCAGAGCUCGCUGUUAAAGAUUUAUAAUUCUUACUUUCCAAAUAGGUUAUAUUGUAGGGUGACAUAUACUUGUUAUAACAAUACCUUAUUGUUUUCAUUUAUUUUUCAAUGUGUACUAUCUCGUGUUUUACUUAAACAUGGAACUGUUUUCAGCUGAAAUUCACAGACAACAUAUGAAUGUCUACAGGAAACUAAGAAUUCUUAACUUCAUAUUUGAAUUUGUAAGUUUCCGGUUGGCAUUCAUAUUGACUAUGAAUGCCAACAAAAAGCAGUGUAGUGCUUCUAAUAACCAUUAUUCUUUGAAUGUUUUGAUUUUAGAGCAAACAGGGUUCUUUUAUUUAAAUAUUGUAUUUUAAUUAAAAAUAAAUGUGUUUACAUCAUGUACACCACCUGUAAAAAAAACAACAUCAAAUAAAUGCAUCACCAUGGUAACGUCUUUACAGAUACGACCUUCAUCACUGUUUGGUUAUGCUAGUAAAUGUUUUAUAUGAAGAUUGUGCCUAGUCCGAGUUUCCUUCAGCCCUGACACAAGACAUGUCUAAGUCUGGUGUCAGGGCUCAGUGGAAACUCGGAGAUCCGUGAAAAUGCCUAAGUCUGGUGUCAGGGCCCAUGCAGUGGAAACUCGGAGAUCUGUCAAAACGUCUAAGUCUGGUGUCAGGGCCCGUGGAAACUCAGAGAUCUGUCAAAAUGUCUCAGUCUGUUGUCAGGGCCUAGUGGAAACUCGGAGAUCUGUCAAAAUGUGCGGAACAACCGGUUCGUCUGUUUUUGAAUAUAUCAAUUUCAGGUAUAGAUACUGGCGGACCUUGCAAGGCUUUGUCAAAGCUCGCCUGAAAACAGCAUCAGAUUACGAUUAGGUCCGACCUUAUUUCAUAA
Molecule: messenger RNA, 1957 nt
Organism: Mizuhopecten yessoensis (Yesso scallop)
Lineage: Eukaryota; Metazoa; Mollusca; Bivalvia; Pectinida; Pectinidae
Product: neo-calmodulin-like
Exons: 5
Coding region: 99-653 (184 amino acids)
Molecular function (GO): calcium ion binding
Source: RefSeq, a predicted model, not a curated record